Messenger RNA from Coprinopsis cinerea okayama7#130, 1557 nucleotides. RefSeq lists its product as hypothetical. The record is from RefSeq and is a predicted model, not a curated record. Gene Ontology annotation, molecular function: protein binding. The transcript is spliced from 2 exons. NCBI's taxonomy places the organism in Eukaryota, Fungi, Basidiomycota, Agaricomycetes, Agaricales, Psathyrellaceae. Bases 1 to 1557 code for a protein of 518 amino acids.
AUGCAAACGAUGUUGGCCAUUGACAUUGAGCCCAGUAGGCCCGAGCUCGAGGUCGAGAAAGAAAGGAUGAUCUGCGUCGACGAUGAGCCUGCUGAGGAGCUCAUCGUCCAGGCCAAUAUCCAGAGGUUGAAAGACACCAAAGUCAGGCUUCUCCGAGAAAUAGAAGAAACGGAUAAACUACUGGACAUUGAAAAUGCAAGAUACGCCCGUCUUCGAAAUAACAAGAACCCUGCUCUCCGCCUUCCCCACGAAGUCAUGUCCACCAUCUUUACGAUGGUGCACAAUGACCACCGAUAUUCCAACUCACAAAAGGCACAGCAGAAGGCAUUGAAAUUUCUCGUCUCGACUUCACAGGUCUGCGUUUCAUGGCGAGAAAUCAUCUGCCAUACGCCACUCCUUUGGAACGAAAUCGUCAUGAGCUUUCGCCAUGGCUUCACAGGAGAGUCGACGUUGACUUGCCUCAACGCACAUCUCACACGUUCGGGCGAUUGCUACCUGGACAUGGCGUUCAAUUUGGGUGGUAGCUACAUUGGCUACCCAGCCUUUCUAGAGCUUAUCGGCUCCCAUUCGAAGCGUUGGCGUCGCGUCUCCUUUCUGGUCAGCUACGCAAAUGUCAUCGAUUUCUCGAGCGUGCUCGAGCGACUGGAAGCGCCCAACUUGGAACACUUCUCCAUUAACAUUCAACAAACCCAUUGCGGAGGUCCGAAUUCGCCGAGGAUGCCAUACCAGUUCGAUCCCUCGCUUAUCUUUCCUCAUGGCACCCCCAAGCUCACAUUCCUACGUUUGGGAGGUGCUGCUCUGGGUACCAUGCGCCCGAACUGGACCUCGAUGGAGACGCUACAUCUAGAUGGCUGGGAAAGGACGUUCAUGACCCGGGAACAAUUCAAGUGUCUAGUCCAGACCUUGCCCAACCUGACCAAUCUAUCACUGCACAAACUCUGUAUUCGUUAUCCCCGUGACCCCUUCGAGAAACAGUCAGACAUCCUCCUCCCACAACUUCGCUCUCUCCGAAUCCGCGAACCUUAUACCUCGAUGGAUAUGGUCGUACCCACCAUGGUGAUGCCAAAGCUCGAAACCUUACAUCUGCAACGCGUGGAGGCUAUUGGCACCAAGCUCAACCCUUCGGUGAAGCAUCUCAACUUGGAGACUUGCGGUUUUGAAGACCACCAAGUUAUGAAGCUGAUUACCAAUUUUCCCUCCCUAGAAUCGCUGGGGAUAGAUGACUGCCCCUUGGGAAGCUUUUGUAACCAAUUGUGUCCUCCGGAUGGCCAGACAACGAUUGAUCCAGUGCCAUGGCCGCAGCUUACCAGCCUCACCAUUCGUCAGCUAUCGGGGUCGAAUGUGCAUUUCUUCGUUUGGCUGUUGGUCGCACGGAAAGAUUGCAAGGUGCCCGUUGGGAAGGUGCGGAUAGAUCGACGAAGCCGGGGCGCAUUGCGAAGCAAGCAUCGGCUCGACUGGCUAUCGAACGAGAUGGAGAUGGUCGUCGAGAAUUGCGACUACCUCGACCGCUGGCCACCCGGGCUCGGAUACGACGACCCGCAUGAUUUGGAAGAUUAG